Chrysoperla carnea is the source of this 1211-nucleotide messenger RNA. Its product is annotated as ubiquitin-conjugating enzyme E2 Z-like. Gene Ontology annotation, molecular function: cysteine-type endopeptidase inhibitor activity; ubiquitin conjugating enzyme activity. The transcript has 5 exons. Gene Ontology annotation, biological process: negative regulation of apoptotic process. Lineage: Eukaryota; Metazoa; Arthropoda; Insecta; Neuroptera; Chrysopidae. The record is from RefSeq and is a predicted model, not a curated record. The coding region runs from base 136 to 1110 and encodes 324 amino acids. Gene Ontology annotation, cellular component: nucleus.
AUUUUUAUGAUACGUCAACAGAAUGUAAGCGCAAAAACCUACUAGAUUAAUUCAAAGAUGUACAAAAAUUGAAACUGCAUAUUAUUAAUUUUAAAAAUGAAAAAUCAAUGAAUAUUGAAUUAAUUAAUUUUCAAAAUGAAUAGUCAACCAAAUGAAUUGAAUAAUGGUCAACCAAAUGAAUUGAAUAAUAGUCAACAGAAACUACUAAAUGAUUUAAAACAAAUCGAAUCGCUUCGUUUGGCACAGUUUUUGACUACUCACGAUGGACUUCAUCCUUCACCGACAGCUACAACUCGCGUUAAACGUGAUUUAAAAGCUUUAUUUACGGAUCCACCACCGGGAAUUUUUGUGACAAGCGAUGAAUCCGAUUUUAUGACAGUUCAUGCAUUAAUUAUUGGUCCUUAUGAUACUCCAUAUGAAGGUGGUUUCUUUUAUUUUAUUUUAAAAUGCCCAGCUGAUUAUCCAAUUCAACCUCCAAAAGUGCGUUUUAUGACCACGCAUUGUGGAACGGUACGAUUUAAUCCGAAUUUAUAUAAAACUGGAAAAGUUUGCCUUAGUAUACUUGGGACAUACGAAGGACCUGCAUGGAGUCCGGCCCAACAAUUAUCAAGUUUGUUAAUAUCUAUACAGAGUUUAUUAAAUGAAAAACCAUAUCAUAAUGAACCGGGUUUUAAUAACGAAUUGUGUGUAGGAGAUGCAAAACGUUACAAUGAAAUUAUUCAACAUGAAACAUUGCGAGUGGCUGUGAUCGGUAUGGUAUUAAAUGAAACGUCAUUAUCCAUACCAACAUGCUUUAUUAAAGUCAUGGAAAAAUCAUUUUUACAAUUUUAUGAUCAUUACGUUGAAACUGCUAAAAAUAAUUUGCAUUUGGAUGGACAGAAAAUGGUGGAUCCAUUUCGCGAUGAACGUGGUACAUUUCAAUAUAAAUUAAUUCUAAAACGAUUGGAAGAAUUACAUGCAAAAAUUUCAGAGAAACAUAGUUUAUUACCCGAAGAACCAUCAUGUAGCAUUGUAAAUGUACUAUCAAAUGAUGAUAAACAAGAUUCUCCAGAUUCCAGUGAUUCCUCAUUAUCAGCAUGUAGCUCCAGUGAAUUACCGAUUGAAUUGUGAUCAAUAUUUCUCUUAAUGAUUUUAAUCAAACUUCAUUAAUGAUAUAAAUUAAGUGAUUAUUUUAAAACAUGUUGAGAUAAAGUCUCUAUUUAAUAUUUUUA